UUUUGGUAAAUUCAAUUUUUUUUAGCUGUUGAUAACUUAAAAACGUAAACAAAUCGAAAUAGAAUUCAAACAUGGAUCCAGUAUUCAAUACCAGAUGGUUAAUAUGUAGAAUAUGUUUAAAAAGUGAAAAUAAGAAAUUGUACAAUAUAUUUGGUCCCAUAAUUGAAGAGGAAAUCACAGAUUUAGGCACAACACUGCAAGACAAAAUAGAAUUAUGUGGAGCAAUAAAGCUUACUCAACAAAACAAUUUACCCAGUAGAAUCUGUAAUCGAUGUGUGUUACUGUUGCGAGCUGCCUAUAAAUUUCACGAUUUGUGCCAACAGUCUCAAAAUCAACUAAAACAAUUUAUCAUAUCGAUACCACAGAAGGAGGAGUCUGAAGAUACGCUUGAUAUAAAUUUUGAUUCCGAUGCUGAAGAUCAAAAAACUGAAGUUCAAGAAGAAGAGGAAAAUAUCUUAAUAGAUGAUGCAGAUUAUAUUGUAGAGGAGAGCAUAGUAGAAUAUGACAUAAACGAGGAAACCUCAUUAAAUGCACCGGCUAAAAAUGAAGAUUAUACAGCUAGCAUUGAAGAUGAUGAGGGCGAAAUUCGUGAUUUUAGUGAUGAUGAAAGUUCGCAAUAUGUUUUGGAAGAAGUCGAUGCCAAACAGUUCGUAACCGAAGACAGUGAAGAUAUAAUUGCAACCUAUAAGUAUGAAGAAGACUUAAAUAAUGAUGAUAUAAUUAUUGAAGAGCUGGCUAAAAAUCCAGAAAAAGAAUUAAGUGUUAAACGCCCCACUGAAAGAAAACCGCCUGUGAAGAGAAAACGAAAACAGAGUCAGGAUGAUGGUUUCAAUGGUGUUUAUAGUUGUACGUUUUGCGAGAAUACAUACAUGGAGAAAAUUAAAUAUACUAAUCAUAUGAAGAUACAUAUUAAGGAUAAGCCACAUGAAUGCGAAAUCUGUAAAAAGCGUUUUUCUACCACGCCACAACUGUCGCGCCACAUGAACUCCCAUACAGGCAAUCGGCCCUACAAAUGCCAAUAUUGUGAGGCACGUUUUGGAGAUCCCUCAACUAAAAUCAAACACGAAAGAAUACAUACGAAUGAACGGCCUUAUAAAUGCAACAUGUGCGAUAAAGCUUUUGCCUAUUCCAAUGUUCUGAAAGUACACAUGAUGACACAUACUGGCGAAAGACCUCAUACCUGCGACUAUUGUGGUAAGAGCUUUUCACAGCUUCAUCAUAAAAAUGCCCAUGAAAAGCGUCAUACUAGUGUUAAUAUGGUACUUGUAAAUAACUCACCUGUUAUUGAAUAUAUGAAGGAGGAGGACGACGAUGUUUUAAAGGAAUAUAAAAUUGAAGAAAUUUGUUCUAUUUACAUUAUUAAAAUUCAUAAAAAUACCAAUAAAAUGAAGUCUGGUCUGAAUGAAAAAUGGCUGGUGUGUAGAAUUUGCUUGAAGCAGCCCAAAGAAGAAAUGCAAACAAUAUUUGACAAAAAUGCUGAAAAAGAUUUGACGCGUAUGAUAUUGGAAUGUGGUGGAGUGCCUAUAAAACAAUUUGAUCAUUAUCCCGAUAAAAUAUGCAGCAGAUGUCAUAAAUAUUUACAAGUGGCCCACAAAUUUCGUUUAACCUGUCAAAGGUCUCACAAUCAUUUAAGUAAAUUUAUAGCCCCUGUAGAAGUUGAAAAGACGACGGCUGAGAAUGAAUUUGAGGAAGAAACUGAUUCAAUUGGAAAUACCUUGUCAAUAACGGAAGAUGGUUAUGUCGUUGAAGAAUCUAACGAAGGUUUAAUGGUCAAACUGGAGCAGGAAAAUCUUGGGAUGGUAAAAGAAGAAUAUACGGUUCAUAUACAGGAGGAAGAUGAUGAUUUUGUUGAGAUCUAUGAACCCAUGACGGAGGAAGAGGAAAAAGAAGUUUUCCAACUUGCCGAUGAUACCUUUGAUAAUGACAGCCUACCCGAUAGCCAGGAUAAUGUGGAAUAUCUUGAAUUAGAAGAAGAUUUGGAAUUGCCUUCAUCAGACGACGAGGAAUUUAUUAAUAAUGAAAAUUCUAAGCAAAAAUCUAAAGUCGCAGCAAAACGUUCUGCAGUCCAAGCCUCUACCAGCCGUAAAGCAGCUGCUCCUGCAGCAAAACGUGCAAAACGAGCACCCAAAGAAAAGAAACCCAAGGAAACAUCUUACAUAUGUGAUUUCUGUGGUAAUAAAUAUCCCUCACAGGGUAGACUUACAGAACACAUUAAGUUACAUAAAGGAAUUAAACCACAUGAAUGCGAAAUUUGUGGGCAUUGCUUUGCACAAGGCCAGCAAUUGGCACGUCAUAUGAACACCCAUACAGGUAAUAGACCCUAUAAAUGCAGUUAUUGUCCAGCUGCAUUUGCUGAUUUAUCAACCAGAAACAAGCAUCAUCGUAUCCAUACCAAUGAACGCCCUUAUGUCUGCGAUGUUUGUGGCAAGAGCUUUACUUACACAAAUACUUUGAAAUUCCACAAAAUGAUCCAUACCGGUGAAAAGCCUUUUGUCUGCGAUAUUUGUGGCAAAGGUUUUCCACAGAACUACAAGUUGCGGAACCAUAAAUUGAUACAUGAGAGAAAAGGCAUCAAACUGGAAGUAGUCGAGGUAGCCAAAAUGGAGGCCAAUCAAGAGCAUGAAGCCGUCUAUCACCAUGAUGUCCAUGUAGAAGCAGCAGCCCAACAACUGCUGGAAAUCUAAGCGUAUAGUAAUGAACUACAACAACUAUACUAUAUUUUUAAUUGAUUAAAACUCUACUUACUGCAGUUAAUACACAUUCAUUUAUAUAUUUUUUCUUUUUUUUAGUUUAGCUUUAACUUUAUACAAAAAUAUAGUUUAAUAUUAAAAUUAUGUAUUUGGACAUUUACUUUAUUUAAGUUGUAAAAUAAACAAUCUCAAUGAGUAAAUAUUCUGAAAUUAAA
Calliphora vicina (urban bluebottle blowfly) is the source of this 2905-nucleotide messenger RNA. Its product is annotated as zinc finger protein 271-like. The transcript is spliced from 11 exons. Gene Ontology annotation, molecular function: DNA-binding transcription factor activity; zinc ion binding; RNA polymerase II cis-regulatory region sequence-specific DNA binding. NCBI's taxonomy places the organism in Eukaryota, Metazoa, Arthropoda, Insecta, Diptera, Calliphoridae. The coding region runs from base 72 to 2684 and encodes 870 amino acids. The record is from RefSeq and is a predicted model, not a curated record. Gene Ontology annotation, cellular component: nucleus. Gene Ontology annotation, biological process: regulation of transcription by RNA polymerase II.